This is a messenger RNA of Prosopis cineraria, 679 nucleotides long. RefSeq lists its product as uncharacterized. NCBI's taxonomy places the organism in Eukaryota, Viridiplantae, Streptophyta, Magnoliopsida, Fabales, Fabaceae. The transcript has a single exon. The record is from RefSeq and is a predicted model, not a curated record. The coding region runs from base 84 to 425 and encodes 113 amino acids.
UCAUCAAAACUCAGACCAAACAUUACUAUUCGAUCUUCUACAUCUUCUUCACUGAUCUUCACCGCUUCAUAAUCAAUCCAGCCAUGGCUUCAUCUUCUGGGAACUCCAUCCUCAUAACUUUCCUGCUGGCUCUCGCAAUAUUCUCCAGCAUGAUGAGUUCAAGUGUCGUAGCAGCUCGUCAUCUUCUGCAAACAACACAGCCUUCGAUACCAAACAUGCCUGGAAUUCCAAGUAACUUGCCUAAACCUACAGGAUUACCACCUUUCCCUUCAAUCCCAACAACAAUGCCUCAGCCAAAUAUCCCUAAUCUGCCUACGAUUCCAACAGUGCCACGAGUCACUCUUCCUCCAUUUCCUAAUAUUCCUGUUAUUCCCGCGAUCCCAACUUCUAUUCCUUCUAUCUUCUCUCCUCCUCCUUCUAAUUAAUGACAUAGCAAAUGCUUCAACCUUCAUCUUCUAGCCCUUAAAUUUAUAAUUGAUAUCUCCUUGUUAUAUUGUUCUCAUCCUAUUUGCUCUAUAUAUCAGCACUCAUGAGCAGCAUAAAUAAUGUGUAUAAUUUGUUAUAGCUAGAUUCAUUUCUUCCAUGUCAUCAGGAGGAUUUGUAUGGGGUUAUCGUUGUGUUUUUUUUUUUUUCCCAGUUUGGUGUGACAAUUAAUAAACAGUGUCAUAUAUUAAUGUUA